Messenger RNA from Striga asiatica, 999 nucleotides. Lineage: Eukaryota; Viridiplantae; Streptophyta; Magnoliopsida; Lamiales; Orobanchaceae. The record is from the annotation of a GenBank genome assembly.
AUGAUACUUGCCAACGAGGAAGCUGCCGGGUUUAGCCAUCAAUCCUUCGCUCUUGUUCUUCCGGCCACAAUAGUGUCGUAUGCCGCGGGACUAAAAAUAAAGGACUACGUGAAGUCGGGAUCAUAUCCGACGGCAACCAUCUUAUUCAAGGGGACGGUAGUUGGGGACCUGUUUUCUCCGGCCAUUUUUUACUAUUCGUCGAGAGGGCCCAACAAACAAACCCUCGAGAUCUUGAAACCAGACAUCAUUGGACCAGGCGAAAACAUUCUGGCAGCGUGGACGCCUUUGGGCCCCCCAGAUAAUUCGGGGCUCAUUUACAAAAUCUUCUCGGGCACAUCAAUGUCGUGCCCACACCUCAGCGGCAUAGCGGCUCUGAUGAAAAGUGCCCACCCCAAUUGGUCGCCGGCAGCCAUAAAAUCAGCAAUUAUGACGACGACUGAUCUUGUGAAUGCCCAAAGCCGGCCGGUUCUUGACGAGAAUCUUAAUCCAGCCGACAUUUUGGCGGUGGGCGCUGGACAUGUUAACCCAUCUAGGGCGAUUGAUCCUGGUCUAGUCUACGACAUUGAAAUGGAAGACUACAACGCGUACAUAUGUGGCUUGGGCUACACGAAAGAACAAGUUGAAAUAAUCACACAAGACCCGACGGUCAACUGCACGACCAGAAUUGAACAAGGACAGCUCAACUACCCCACAUUCUCGGUUUUGCUUGGUCCGUCAACAACUUUUUCGAGCACGGUCACUAACGUUGGUGAGCGAGUCGCAAGUUAUUUUGUGAAGAUUUUCACGCCACAAUUUGUGGACAUUGUCGUGAAGCCACGUAAGCUGCAUUUUACGAGGUUGAACCAGAAAGCGACGUAUCGCAUGACAUUCUCGUGGUCUAACAGCAGGAUUAUAUGGAGUAAUAGUUCAAUGUUUACCCAAGGUUUCUUGCUCUGGAAAUCAGCGAAGCAUACGGUCAAGAGUGUUAUAAUAGUGAAAUUGACUAGACCAGUGCAUUGA